Molecule: messenger RNA, 1624 nt
Organism: Neoarius graeffei (lesser salmon catfish)
Lineage: Eukaryota; Metazoa; Chordata; Actinopteri; Siluriformes; Ariidae
Gene: car15
Product: carbonic anhydrase 15
Exons: 9
Coding region: 369-1352 (327 amino acids)
Cellular component (GO): plasma membrane
Molecular function (GO): zinc ion binding; carbonate dehydratase activity
Source: RefSeq, a predicted model, not a curated record
ACAUGCUGUGUGUGACAUGCGCAGAUUCCGCACAUUUGUUCGCGCUAUUUUCGAUACAGUAGAAUGGCCAUGCAUUACACCCAGUCAAAAGGGCAAUGGAUACACGCACUGCAAACUGUGUAGAACUGACAUUAGCAUCACUCAUGGUGGUCGCGAUGACUGCACGCAGCAUGUCAACUACAAAAAAAACAUAUGGAGUAUGCUGAAAUGGCGAGUCAGGCGGAAAGUAAAUCUGGGGGUAUCCAGCAGUUUUUUACGAAAUCUGUGGAUGAAAAGACACGGAACGUGACACGUGCUGAAGCGGUGAUGGUUGACCUGUGCUUGGAGUUGAACUUGCCAAUUAGUGCCAUGAAAUAAAUGGGUGAAGUAUGCAGUCCUGGAUGUCUGCUCUAUCCGUCCUAAUGCUAAGUGCACUCACCGUUUUGUCCCUUGAAGGACCUGAUAAAUUUCCACCCUUUAAUUACUGCUACACAGAAGACAGCUGUAAUCCAUAUAACUGGGUGAAAAUAUUUCCUACCUGCAUCGCCAGUGGCUCGGCUCUGCAGUCUCCCAUCAACCUGGAAUAUGCUGCUACUGAGAACAACUCCAUCAGUCCUCUGGAGCUGCGAGGCUUCGAUGUGCCUCAGAGGUCCUGGACUGUUGUCAAUGUCCGGGACACUGUUGUUGUGAAGUUUCAAGCAGGCAUGACUGUGAAAGGUGGCAGUAUAAAGCAUAAUUACCGAAUCGUCGAGAUGAGAUUCCACUGGGGUUCGAAUACCACCAACGGGUCAGAGCAUAAACUUGACGGUCACAGGUUUCCUAUGGAGAUGCAGAUUGUGGGUCUCGCUCCUGGAUUUGCUGAUGUCGAAGCUGCUUCUCUUGUGCAGUCAGGCCUGCUUAUGAUGGGAGUCUUUAUCAAUAUUGCCUCUGAUGAGAACAAAGCAUUUAAAGCCAUAGCGCAUGCUGUGCUCAGCGUACCAUACCCAGGUGAUUCAGUGACUGUGACUCCUUCAGCAUUGUCACACCUCCUUCCUGAUAGUUAUAAAUUCUAUCAGUAUCAUGGAGGCCAGACGACUCCGCCCUGCCGCCAGACUGUGACUUGGAUUGUGUUUGAGGAGCCCGUUUUCAUCUCAAGAGAGCAGUAUUUGGCGUUCAUCACACAUCUGUAUUACUCGGAUAAAAACGACACCAUGAAGAAGUUGCUGGUGGAAAACUAUCGCUUCAUCCAGCCCAGACUGAACCGCCAAAUCUUCGUUUCUUCUGCUGUGAAGAUCCGCUCGGCGAAAGGAGCCGCUCAGAGCCAGCACACACUCUUCAUCCCUCUCUUCAUCCUCACUAACGAGCUGUUUCUCGUCUAUAUAUAUGCAGUUUAAACCGUACCAAAGAGAAUGCUUUCAGUAAAUGCUGCAUGCUAGCGAGAGCCCUCUACCUCCUUUCAAUCAUUCCAUAUUAACCAAUGUGAAUGCGGAUUUCAGGUUGGGUUAUUCAGGGAAAGGAAUGUAGAUCAAACCCUCUGCCUUAUUACGGUUACGUUUUGUGAUCAGUCACAAAAUGAGACAUUUGAACUAUGAAAAUUGCAGGUUAAUUCUGUGCAAUAUUUGUUUUAUUGACUGCUGUUAGUUAACUAAUGUUAAUUAAUGUUUAA